AUGGACGCCGGCUACUUCGACGUCGAUUACAAGAUGGGUAAAGCUGAUGGCAAACAGGUUAAUUGGUUUGUUUCUACCAAUUUGUGGCUUCUUCUAGUCAGUGAAGUAGUGGCGGAUACUCGAAUUAAUUUAACAAGAUUCGUGGACCUAUGUUUCCUCCAUACCAGGCUAUGCCACCCUAUUACUGAGGAUCCACUUAGAGUUUCAGUAGCAAUUCUUCAUCAGUUCAAUAUUCUGCCUGAUAUGUAUCAAGUUGGCUACACCAAGUUGUUUUUUCGAACUGGACAGGCACCAGCAAUGUUGAAGGGUAAAGAUUCCAUCUUAAAAGUGUCUCAAUCAUUUGUGCCAUAG
Fraxinus pennsylvanica is the source of this 351-nucleotide messenger RNA. NCBI's taxonomy places the organism in Eukaryota, Viridiplantae, Streptophyta, Magnoliopsida, Lamiales, Oleaceae. The record is from the annotation of a GenBank genome assembly.